AAAAAAGUUUAAAUAUGUUAACCAUAAUAAAUCUUCCUCCUGAACUUUUUGCAAAAUUUUGUACUUUUUUAUCACCAGCUGAUUUACUCUCACUCUCUCAAGUAUGUCGUAAAUUUCGUGGAUAUUUAUGUGCUCCAAACUCUUCUACUACUCAACAAAUAUGGAAGGAAUCUCGUUUACAAUUUAUAUCAAAAGAAGAUAUGCCUCCCCCGGAAGGAAUGAACGAAGAAAAAUAUGUUUUAUUAUUAAUGACAGAAAGAGGUUGUCAAAUUUGUAAGAAGAAUAAAGAAUGUAAAAUUUAUUGGGAAUUUGAAGUUAGAUGCUGUAAAAGUUGUUUUACAGUAAAUACAAUUUCAAAAGAUAUUAUCAAAACUAAAUAUUCACAAGAAUUCCUUGAUAUUAUACCCUACCGCCAUCAUGUUGGUUUUUUUGAUAAUGAAAUACUUUAUUGGGAAAAACAAAUUGAUCUUAUAUAUUCAAAAUAUUGUAAUUUACCAAAAGAAAAUUUACAAUCUUGGUUAAAUGAUAGAAAACAUACAUUCAAUUCCAUAAUGGAAUAUAGUAAACAACGUAUUUCAAAAGAUAAAGCGGAUACACCAUAUGUACCAUCAUUGAAUUUUUGGCCACCAAUAUCAAUGCUAGAACCAGUAGAACUACCAUCUCUAUCAUUUAUUCCUCAAUUUAUUCCCAUCCGGCGUAAUAAUACCAGUAUUCAAAGUCCUGAUGAGCCAAAAAGAAAUCAAUUCAUUAAAUCUGAAAAGAAAAAGAGUACAAUAAAAUUUCAUGAUAAUUAUACUUCGUCUCAUAUGAAAGGAAAAAAUUUUAAAAAUAAAUUCGUUCAUAGAUAUGGUUAAUUAAGUUAAUGUAGAUCCCAUAAUAUUUUUUUUUGGGAAUUUUACAAAUUCAUUUGUAAUUUUUUUUUAUUGGUAGACUUUAAAUUAUGUAUUAAAUAUUGACAAUAAAUUUAUUUUUUG
Messenger RNA from Rhizophagus irregularis DAOM 181602=DAOM 197198, 974 nucleotides. RefSeq lists its product as uncharacterized. The record is from RefSeq and is a predicted model, not a curated record. Gene Ontology annotation, molecular function: protein binding. Lineage: Eukaryota; Fungi; Glomeromycota; Glomeromycetes; Glomerales; Glomeraceae.